AUGACCGAAAGGAAUGAUACUGCAAUUGCUGCUGCUUUGAAAGUAAUGGUUCAAGCUUUGCUGAAUCAGCCGAAUGCUAAAGAGAAUGCUAGAUCUCCCAAGUUUUAUCCGCAUUAUAAUGAACCGACUGCUGAAUUUUCUAAGUGCAUUAAGUUUGAGAAUAAAUUGCGUUCUGAGAUCAAGAAAGCGGUUGGCUACCAUAAAAUUCGUGUCUUUGCGGAUUUGGUUGAUUGUUGUCGCUUUUAUGAGGAGGAUAGUAAUGGUCACUAUAAGAUGGUUUUUGAGAGGAAGGGCAAGAGCCAACAGAAUCGUGGCAAGCCGUAUGAUGGUCCUGCUGGGAAAGGUAAGCAGAAAGCUACUGAGGGCAAGAGAACUACUGGGGGAGAUGCUCCUGCUGGUAUUGUGUGCUUCAAGUGUGGCAAAACUGGUCAUAAGAGCACUGUGUGUACUGUUGAAGCGAAAAGGUGUUUCCAUUGUGGGAAGUUUGGACAUGCGGCAUCUAAAUGCCAGCAUAAGGAGAUGGUUUGUUUCAACUGCGGUGAAGAGGGGCACAUUGGUAGCAAGUGCUUGAAACCAAAGAAGGAACAAGCUAGUGGAAAGGUGUUCGCCUUGUCGGGAAUUCAGACCACUAGUGAGGAUGCACUCUUGUCUUCUAUCAAUGGAGAGAUGGUCGUCGAUACUCCAGCUAAGGGAUCAGUGACUACUUCUCUUGUGUGUUUAAAGUGUCCCAUGUCAAUUUUCGACAGAGACUUUGUUGUUGAUUUUAUUUGCUUGUCGUUAAGAGGAUUGGAUGUGAUCUUAGGUAUGAACUGGUUAGAGUAUAACCAUGUUCGUAUUAAUUGUUAUGAUAAGUCGGUGAGAUUCUCUACUCCUGAAGAGGAAAGUGUUGAAUUAUUAUCUGCUAGACAGUUGCGCAUGUUAAUGAAAGAAGAAGUGCAAGUGUUCGUGUUGGUGGCAUCAUUGUUUAUUGAGAAUCAAGCUAUAAUAGAUGAGUUGCAGGUGGUGCGAGCAUUUCCUAAAGUUUUCCCUGAUGAAAUUCCUAAUGUACCGCCAGAGAGAGAAGUUGAAUUUUCUAUUUACCUUAUACCUGGUACUAGACAUGUGUUUAUGGCACCGUACAAGAUGUCUGCAUUAGAAUUGUUAGAAUUGAAGAAGCAAUUGGAGGAGCUACUUGAGAAGAAGUUUGCCAGACCCCGGUGUAUCAUUGUGGGGAGCUCCAGUGUUGUUAGUCAAGAAGAAAUAUGGGAGUAUGAGACUUUAUAUUGA
Molecule: messenger RNA, 1266 nt
Organism: Vicia villosa (hairy vetch)
Lineage: Eukaryota; Viridiplantae; Streptophyta; Magnoliopsida; Fabales; Fabaceae
Exons: 3
Coding region: 1-1266 (421 amino acids)
Molecular function (GO): nucleic acid binding; zinc ion binding
Source: RefSeq, a predicted model, not a curated record